Naegleria gruberi is the source of this 1502-nucleotide messenger RNA. RefSeq lists its product as uncharacterized. NCBI's taxonomy places the organism in Eukaryota, Heterolobosea, Eutetramitea, Acrasida, Naegleriidae. Bases 1 to 1446 code for a protein of 481 amino acids. The transcript has a single exon. The record is from RefSeq and is a predicted model, not a curated record.
AUGAAAUCACAACCAAACCAAGAUAAUGCAACAGCCACAAAGAAACGUAAAUUAAAACAAUCUACUCUCACCUCAUCCAGCUCAGCAAUUGUUGAAUCCGAAAAGUCUUCAACAACCAGCACAACUCCUUUGAGGCAAACUGGAACUGGUCUUCAUCUCGACUCGUGGCCGUAUAAUCUCUGGGGUAAAUUGAAUAGAAAGUAUGAGUAUGAGAAAUUGGAUAGAUUUAGACCUUUCCAGUCCAUGUUGUGUCUUUCGGAUGGAGAUUUGGAUAAGAGUAAGGAGGAAGGUAGUUUGGAGAUUAUUCCUGGAUUUCCAACAGUUUCGGCUGAUGGUUAUUUUGAAGCUUGUGAUGAAAAGUUUAGGGAAGGAGAGUCGAUGAGGAAGAAAUCACCUUGGGUGAGUCCGUAUCAUGUGAAAUUUGUUGAGAAUGAUAAAGAGGAUAGUCCAUUAUUCGAAUUAAUACGAAAGGUCAAGCGAGUACCUAAAAAUUGGUCUCCACCAUCUAAGGAAGUGACUAGAUUAGAAAUUGAUUCAGAUCAAGAUCAAGUCGACCAAUAUAUCAAGUAUUUGAAAGAGAUAGCCAAGGAACACGAUAAGAUUCCAUACGAACCCAUUCAAAGAGGUGAUUACAUCUUUUUUGAUAUUCGAAUGCCACAUCAGAAUUCAAAAUUCAACUAUAUGAGCUAUCCCAGAUGUGUUUUCUAUCAUGCAUUCGAAAUGGCUCAUCCAAUCAAUAUGAAAACAGUCGAAUCUUUACGUGUGAAGAGAAAAACCUUUGAAACUCCAAACGAUUUCAGUUCAGAAUUCCAAUUAGAAAAGAAAUUCAUGGAUCCAAACAAUCCAGAACAUUUAAUUCCGCUCACUCCACUCGGAGAAUGUCUAUUCAGGGAGAAGAAUCAUUCUCAGACCUUAUUCUCAAAGAAUACUAAUGAAGAUCCAUCAUCUCAAUUUGAUGAAAUGUAUAACAAGCAUUCGCAACUUGUCACUCAAAGACAUUUGGAAUUCUUUCACAGAUAUGGAUAUGUUGUGAUUGAGAAUGCAAUUUCAAAAGAUGUUUGCAAUCAAUUACUGAACGAGCUGGGAGAAUAUUCAAAGAAGGCAGGAUGUGGUUUACCAGUUGAGUCAAUCAUUAAAAAGCAAAAGCUUUCAGCAAGACCGAGUAAGGAGGAAUUUAGAAAUAUCUCUGGACCAUUUGGAUCAAUGAUUGAGUACUUUUAUCUUCCCACUCAGCAACGAUUGAGAAUGAAUGAAGCUCUGUAUUGUGCUACUGUAAAGUUGUUGGCCAAUACUUGGUGUUGUAAUUUAGAAGUUUCUACUCAGUUCCAAGAAGGAUCCAUUCCUAAAUGGAAAUAUCAGUGUCCAAUUGAGAAGCAGUUGGAUCCAAGGAAGUUAUGGACCUAUGUUGAUAGAAUGAAUUUCAGAUUUCCGAACAAACUUAAAUAAUCAAUAUCUACAACAAUCCAACUAUAUUCCAAAAAGAAAAUAAACUCCAAAUUUGU